Messenger RNA from Pungitius pungitius (ninespine stickleback), 2432 nucleotides. It is a transcript of the gene chtopa, whose product is annotated as chromatin target of PRMT1a. Lineage: Eukaryota; Metazoa; Chordata; Actinopteri; Perciformes; Gasterosteidae. The record is from RefSeq and is a predicted model, not a curated record. Bases 961 to 1728 code for a protein of 255 amino acids. The transcript is spliced from 4 exons.
CGCCACGCACCCUGUCAGCAGUUACACACCAGAUGCGAGGGCCAGCCAUGGCUUGUGAUGGUUCUAGUGCUCCCUACGGAAGGCUACUGUUGGGGGACCUGACCUGACAUGGAUGCUGUUCUAGCUGUCCCCAGUGUGUGCACUGCUCACUCAACCUUGUUGGCUCUGUCAAUAUUUUUGGCGAUCCGGUGGGUUUGGAUGUGAUUGUAGCGUGGAGAAGAAAGGGUGGACUCUGGCCAGAUAUCUUGUGAGCAGUACACACACAUAGACAAGGGGAGAGGGUAGUGGUUGUUCAGGCUAAGCGUUGGUUAGCCUAUGCUGGACCUGACCGCUGUCCUGCAAAUGCUGCAGCACUCCUGCUCACUAUUAAACAGCACAGUAUACAUCAAGUAUACACCAAAAAGGUGAAAGGAAGGCUUAAGCUAAACCGGGAUAAUGAGGCACCUCUCAAUCCUUUCGACCUCUCCCAAACCAGUGAAAGUAAAGCAAAUGCUUUUUUUCCUUCUCGUGUCAUUCUUUCUCUUCUCUGCUCAACAUCUAUAAAAGACCAGAUACCCAGUCCCAGCUUGGACGUGACAGAGAUCCCCUUCCCUCUCAUCUCUCCAUCCCUUGAGUGUCUCUGUGGUUUCACCACACGUCGCGGUCCUUGCUGUAAGUGGCUGGGUGGCUAGGCACUCCUCACGUCCAAGGCCUCUGCUGCUGCAGCAUGAUGACACCCCAGCCUGGCAGCUGGAGGCCUGUAAGUGGCAAAUGGCGUUCUUCUGUCCCGUCUCUACCUCUGUCCCUCUGUCUUUGAGUUUGCCUUUCUUCUUUGAGACAACAUGCUUAAUCAAGUAUUAGUCAUUCUGGAUGGUCAUGUCGUUGAGAAAGUGAGUGCCAACAACUGGAACAUAAGUCUUGCAUAACCAGAAGGCCACCACAGUCUAUGUGGCUUCGUCCAUUCUAUGAGAAGUUGACUUGAUGUGGAACCCUGCUUCCUCCUCCUCCUGCAUAUCCGCUGUCCCCCUCUUUUACUUCCUCCCUCUUUUUCCCUCCCAACUCCAAAGCUUCACUAACAUGCUGAAGAACAAGCAGCCUGCUGCAGUUAGCAUUCGAGCCACCAUGCAACAGCAGCAUUUGGCUAGUGCCCGCAAUCGCCGGCUUGCCCAGCAGAUGGAGAACCGGCCCUCGGUGCAAGCAGCUCUGAACCACAAGCAGAGCCUGAAGCAGCGCCUGGGGAAGAGCAACAUCCAGGCCCGGCUGGGCCGGCCUCUCGGGACUCUGAUGCGUGGAGGAGCUGCUGGAGGUAGAGGGGGAAUGCGAGGAAUGACCAGGGGCGCCCUCCGAGGAAGAGCCCGAGGAGGAGUAAUGAGGGGAGCCCUGUCCCUCAGAGGGAAGCGAGUGUCUGCCACAGGGGUCCCGAUGCGAGGUCGUGGUUUCGCUGGCCGUCUCUCAAUGCGUCGAGGAGGCCGCCAUCGCGGAGGACUUCCCGGCAGAGGGGGAGCUCUGUCCAGAGGAGCAGCACGAGGUGGAGUCGCAGUCAGAGGCCGCGGAGGACUGCGUGGGCGCGCUGGUUUCGCCGGUCGAGGUGGUCGUGGCCGCGGACGAGGUCGAGGCGUUGGCCGACAAGCUGUAACCCGUGAACAACUGGACAACCAGCUGGACGCCUACAUGUCGAAGACCAAAGGCCACUUGGAUGCUGAGCUGGACGCCUACAUGGCCCAGGCAGACCCUGACAGUAUGGAGUGAUGCUGGAGGACACUGUACAGCUGAACUUGCCCCACAGUAACGGGCUCAGAAAUGGUCAUGUUUGUAAUUUAGAUGAGCAGUGACAGUCAAGGACUCUUAGCUUUGGAAUGGCAGGAAAUCAAGGUUUCCCUCGCUCGUGCUUCGACCACUACUCUGUUCUACAUCUACCUGCUCGUGCAACAUCCCUUUUUUAAAGCUGGAUUAAAUGUGUGGAGGGACCUUUUUAAACAUCAACAUCAUUUUUUUAUAAUUAUUAUUCUGUCGUUUUAUUUUUAUUAUUUUUUUAAGUAUGACCAGAGAAACUCUUUAAAUGUUUAGGACAGGAUUCUACAAUGGUCAAUGAUCUAGGUAAUGUUAAAACUGAUGUUUAAACGUUGAAACCUAUUUUAAAUCACACCUGUUUCAUUUUACAUGUACUCACAUGUGUGCUGAGAGCUUUGGGGGAUUUAUUCAUUAGCUUGUCUCAGCAACAUUUACAGUACAAAAGCUUUCUAAAAUAUUUGUUGAAGAUGUAAGCAAAGAGUUUCCAUUUGCCAUUGUUUUGUAUCUGAACUAUGUAGUACUUUGACGUAUUUAGUUCCUCUGUAUCUUCCACCCGUUGGCAUCCUGCAGUGAGAAUGCACAUUCUUAACUUGUUCUUGAGAGCAUUUGUAUGAAAAGCAAGUGAAAUAGGUUUUAAUUAAAACUGGAGAGGAUUUCCCUAA